Molecule: messenger RNA, 1110 nt
Organism: Saccharomycodes ludwigii
Lineage: Eukaryota; Fungi; Ascomycota; Saccharomycetes; Saccharomycodales; Saccharomycodaceae
Gene: RBG1
Product: GTP-binding protein RBG1
Exons: 1
Coding region: 1-1110 (369 amino acids)
Biological process (GO): cytoplasmic translation
Cellular component (GO): cytoplasm
Molecular function (GO): GTP binding; GTPase activity
Source: RefSeq, a predicted model, not a curated record
AUGUCUACCACAGUUGAAAAAAUUAAGCUUAUUGAAGAUGAAAUGUCUCGAACCCAAAAGAAUAAAGCCACUUCCUUUCAUUUGGGUCAACUAAAGGCUAAAUUAGCUAAAUUAAGGAGGGAAUUGCUACAGUCUGCUCAAGCAGGCAGUGGUGGUGGUGGUGGUGUUGGUUUUGAUGUUGCAAGGACAGGUGUAGCAUCUGUUGGUUUUGUUGGUUUUCCAUCGGUUGGUAAGUCUACUUUAUUAUCUAAAUUAACAGGUACCGAAUCUGAAGCUGCUGAAUAUGAAUUUACCACUUUAGUCACUGUCCCUGGUGUUAUUAGAUACAAAGGUGCCAAAAUACAAAUGUUAGAUUUACCAGGUAUUAUUGAUGGUGCUAAAGAUGGUAGAGGUAGAGGUAAACAAGUUAUUGCGGUGGCUAGAACUUGCAACUUAUUAUUUAUUAUACUGGAUGUCAAUAAACCAAUGCACCAUAAGCAAAUUAUCGAAAAGGAAUUGGAAGGGGUGGGUAUUAGGUUAAAUAAACAGCCACCUGACAUUCUAGUUAAGAAAAAGGAAAAAGGUGGUGUCUCCAUUACAAACACCGUUCCAUUAACUCAUUUGGGCCAUGAUGAAAUUAGAGCUGUUAUGCACGAAUAUAAAAUUAACUCUGCUGAAAUUUCAUUUAGAUGUGAUGCAACUGUUGAUGAUUUGAUUGAUGUCUUAGAAUCUUCCAGCAGAAAGUAUAUCCCAGCCAUAUAUGUCUUAAACAAGAUUGAUUCGUUAUCCUUGGAAGAAUUAGAACUAUUAUAUAGAAUACCUAACGCAGUUCCGAUUUCCUCUGGUCAAGAAUGGAAUUUAGACAAAUUAUUGGAGGUCAUGUGGGAUAGAUUGAACCUAGUUAGAGUUUAUACUAAGCCAAAGGGGAUUAUGCCUGACUUCACUGAUCCAGUUGUAUUGAGGAGCGAUAGAUGUUCUGUUAAAGAUUUUUGUAACACAAUUCAUAAAUCACUAGUUGAUGAAUUCCGGAACGCAUUGGUUUAUGGUACUAGUGUUAAGCAUCAACCACAGUUUGUUGGUUUGAACCAUGUUUUGGAAGAUGAAGAUGUGGUUACCAUUUUAAAAAAAUGA